Funneliformis geosporum is the source of this 458-nucleotide messenger RNA. The record is from the annotation of a GenBank genome assembly. Lineage: Eukaryota; Fungi; Glomeromycota; Glomeromycetes; Glomerales; Glomeraceae.
AUGAAUUCCUCCAACAAAAUUACGGAGGCCAUUGAUUCGAAAUUAGCAAAAGAAUUAAACGCAGAUGCUGAAAUUCGUAAACUUUGGUCUCAGAGUAUUCAUUGCCGCGAUAAACGUCAGACAUUCAACAAGGCCAAUGAAGUUUAUGAUUUUAUUAUCGUUGGAGCUGGAACCGCUGGAUGUGUAUUAGCAAGAGAACUUAUUUACAACGUUCCCAAUAUUAAUAUUUUGCUAUUGGAAGCCGGUCCACCAAAUGUACAAGUUAAUAAUAUAAUGCGUUUACCUUGUACUUUUGCUUCGGUUUAUCGAAUGAGUGAAGCAGAUUGGGGAUAUCACACAGAAGAUCAAAAAAUGCCGAGCUCGAUCGAUCCUACUAAAGAAGUAUUAAAUAAAGCGAAACCUUUUCCGCGUGGUAAGAUCGUUGGAGGUUGUAGUACUGUGAAUUCAAUGGUUUACAU